Messenger RNA from Cetraspora pellucida, 1451 nucleotides. Lineage: Eukaryota; Fungi; Glomeromycota; Glomeromycetes; Diversisporales; Gigasporaceae. The record is from the annotation of a GenBank genome assembly.
AUGGUUAAGAAACAAUUGACUAGGAUACCAAAUGGGAACCUCAAAGAUUGGAAAACACUGUACAAAGAUAUACUAGAUUUUUUUCAAAUACAAUAUAAUCCAGUAUCAGAAUGUACACCAGUAGAGUUCAUAAAAAGUGACUUGGUCAUUGAUCUCAGUAAAGUUUUUCCAAAUCUGGAAAACCGGGAAUACAUCAAAACCGAUAUUGUUCGUAUAUAUGGAGACGUGGUUCAACUUUCUGAAAAUCUAGAAAUCCGAGAUUUGGAUGAAUGUAAUAUUUUAUUUAUAGUUGCAAGACGAAUCGAAGUUAAUCCAGGAUGCCGAAUCGUUAUUAAUCAUGAAAAAAAAGACACUUUCCGAUUAGUGGUAUAUGCUAAGGAAAUUCCAUUUGAUCUUAAUGUAGAAAUAACAUCCAUAUAUAACAAUAAGGUCAUUAUCAACAAAUUUUCCUCUAACCAUGAAUAUAAGCACAUUGGUGGAACACUUUUAGUACAAUCUGGAAAUCUUAAAGAUAUAAAGCAUUUUGAAAAAUUCGACAAUAAAAUUUUUCUAAGAAAGCAAUUUAGUAAGAUACUGCAAUUUUCUCUGCAAAUUGCUUGUGCUUUAUUUUAUGAUGAGCCGACAAUUACACAAUCAAUCCUUAAUUGGAUUAUUGAAAUAACGGCACAAUCACAAUUAGAUGAGAUAAAGGAAUUAUAUCAUCAUGGAUUGGCAAUUUCUGAAUUAUUUCAUAUUUUUAAAAAGAGGAUGGAAACCAAACGUCAAAUACGCUUCGUCCCCCUACUAGAUAAGCGUAUGUAUUUGCAAAGUAUCAAAGGUUUCAUAGAUGCUGCAAAAUCUUAUGAAGAUAAAUACAUGGAACUUCUAAAAAACAUAAAAACUAAUGAAAUGAAAAAAUGUAAAUUAGAAUUGUUAUUAAAAGACUGCGAAAAGACGACAGAAAUGUUUCAGGAUUUUAAAAGUGAAGAUAACAAACUUUAUGAAUCAACAUUUGAAGUCAUGAAAAAGGUAGAAAGCAGUCUUAGGGAAAGAAAAAAUGAAGUUGAUAAUGCGCGAACUGCCUUCGAAAAAGGAUUUGAUAAAUGGGGAAAAAAAAUAGUGCGUGAUGCGAAAACACAAAUUAUUAUUGAUAUUGUCCAAAUAUUAUUAAAUAUUGGUAUGCUUGUUAGUCAACCUAGCUGCAUAAACAGUAUUGUCGAAAUCAUAAAAAGUGUAUCAAAUUCAAUUCAUGUUAUUUUUAAUACCGCCAAUGAUGAUGUACAAAAAAUCAAUGAAAUAUUUAACCGUGAUGAUAUAGUGAGGAUCAAGGAUAUAAAUAAGAAAGUUAAAGAUAUUAUUGGAGCUAAAGAUGAUCUAAAAAGCAAUAGAGAUGUAGUUAACGACUAUAGAGCUAAUACUAUGAAUGAAAGCAGAAAAAUAGAAUCAAUGGAAACCAAUGAACUUGCAAAAAU